This is a messenger RNA of Ficedula albicollis (Collared flycatcher), 2262 nucleotides long. RefSeq names its product solute carrier family 18 member B1 (gene SLC18B1). Gene Ontology annotation, biological process: transmembrane transport. The transcript is spliced from 14 exons. The coding region runs from base 278 to 1564 and encodes 428 amino acids. The record is from RefSeq and is a predicted model, not a curated record. Gene Ontology annotation, molecular function: transmembrane transporter activity. Lineage: Eukaryota; Metazoa; Chordata; Aves; Passeriformes; Muscicapidae.
CAGUGUUGAUAACGCAGGGAUGUUUGUUUCUGCUUGGCAGUGCUUGCAAUCAGCCAAGGCCUUUUCUGCUUCUCAGGCCACUGCAACAGUGAAGAAGCUGGGGAUGCACGAGAAGCUGGGAGGGGAUUCAGCUGGGACAGCUGACCCCAACUGACUACAGGGAUAUCCCAUACUGCUUGAUGAUGGCGUGUCAGAAGCAGCUGGUGAGGAAUCAAGGCGGUUUACCAGAGAUCAGCUUUUUACAUUAAUUGCAGCAGCUUCUAUAAAUUUCAGUUCAAUGAUAUGCUACUCAAUCCUGGGACCCUUUUUCCCUUCAGAGGCAGAAAAAAAAGGUGCCAGUAACACAAUUGUUGGCCUGAUUUUUGGAUGUUUUGCUUUGUUCAAUUUCUUGACUUCUUUAAUAUUGGGAAAUUAUCUGUCAUUAAUUGGAGCAAAAUUCAUGUUUGUGGCAGGGAUGUUUGUUUCAGGAUGUGUGACCAUUCUGUUUGGAAUGCUCGACAAGGUGCCAAGUGGACCAAUGUUCAUCAGUUUCUGCUUUUUAGUGAGAGCAAUGGAUGCAAUAAGCUUUGCAGCAGCAAUUACAGCAUCCUUCUCCAUCCUUGCAAAGGCAUUUCCCACUAAUAUAGCUACUGUCCUGGGCAGCCUUGAAAUUUUUUCAGGACUUGGACUGGUGCUGGGCCCACCUUUGGGUGGCUUUUUGUAUCAAUCAUUUGGUUAUGAGAUCCCUUUUAUCACGCUGGGAUGUGUAGUGUUGGCUUUGGUGCCUGUGAAUAUGUGUAUAUUGCCAAAAUAUGAUUCGACUCCUAGGAAGGAAUCCUUUUGGAAGCUCAUUCUUCUGCCAAAAGUCUUAAUACUCUGUCUCACUGUAUUUUCCCUCAGUGCAUGCUUGGGUUUUUUGGAUCCCACAAUGUCUCUAUUUAUUCUAAAGAAGUUCAAACUCCCAGCUGGUUAUGUGGGCUUGGUGUUCCUUGGUUUGGCACUCUCAUACUCCCUGUCUUCUCCCCUCCUUGGACUCUUAAGCGACAAACUGCCGUACGUCAGGAAGUGGCUGCUGAUAUUUGGAGAUUUAAUGACAGCAGCGUGCUUUUUCAUGCUAGGACCUGCUCCUGUUCUGCACAUUGAAAGGUACUGCCUCUGCCUGAGCCUGUCCUGUUAUAUGAUGUUUUCAACCAUAAUCAUUCAGUUGUGGAUAUUUGUGCUAGUGUUGGUUUUGAUUGGCUUUUCCCUUGGCAUGAGUGCUAUCCCAGUGUUUCCAGAGAUCCUGCAAUGUGCAUAUGAGAAUGGUUUUGAAGAAGGUCUGAGUCUCCUGGGACUAGUGUCUGGGCUCUUCAAUGCCAUGUGGUCCCUUGGGGCAUUUGUAGGUCCAAUUCUGGGAGGAUUUCUAAAUGAACAGCUGGGUUUUGAGUGGGCUGCAGCCAUCCAAGGAGGAUGGCCACUGUUAAGUGGUCUUGCAACUGGAAUAUUUUAUAUCAUUGAGGCAACAAGGAGAAGUUCCAGUUCCAGCCUGCAAAAUCCUCCUGGUGAUAAUGAAGAAAGGACUCGUCUGAUGGGCAAUGAAAUGUAGCCAGACAUACUUUCAGUUCUCUGUUGGCUAUGGUGGUUUAACCUACUAUUGAGGUGACUGGCCUUAACAGUGCUUCAUUAUUCUGGAGCUGGGACAUGAUCUCUUAGUGAACAACCAGUUGUGGUUUAAUUGUAAAAGCAUUACUUUUUUGAAACACUAAACACUGACUGCCUUUCUUUUGGAAGUUCUCCUGAAUGAUGAGUAACCCUCAGCUGUCAGCUUGUUUAAUUGUGUUCCAUGUACAGUGCAACACUGUAUGUGAAAAAGAUGUUUUCAAAUGUCUGGUUUCCAUACUUCUGUAUGCUGUGCAUUAUUCUUGAGUACUAUUUUGCUACCAUGAUUUGCUGUACUUUUUUAAAGGAAGUUCAUUAUCUUGUAAAAACAGAAUUUGAAAUUAUAAAGGGCUAAACAAUACUAUUUUCAAUAAAGCAAUUUUUUUCCUAAGUUUUGUAAAUUUUCUUAGACAACAAGAGUCUAAAAUAAUUCUUGUCUACCAGCACUUGUGUUAUCUUGAGAACGCCUGAAAAUGAGAUGCCAAAAUAAUGAACAUUUGCUAUGUCUACCCAGAAAAAACUGAUCUUGAGCCCUGGGGAAGACUUGGAUCUGGUGUAUACAUUGAUAUACAUACACGAAAGAUAAAUGCAUGUUUGUGUUAUAUAUGAAGACUCAGCUUGGUGAUUGUGAGGAUUUAUUUUGCU